CUGUGGUCUCAUCUGAAGCUUAACUAUGGAAGAAUCCAUUAGCAGAAUUCAGUUUCCUGUGGUUAUAGGACUGACAGGCUUCAGUUUCUUGUUGGCUUUUGGAUGGAAGCUGCCCUUAGCUCCUGGAAGCUGCCCUUCAAAUAUGGGACUACCAAAAUAGGCAGACCACAACAUAGCAGCUUGUUUCUUCAAAGCCAGCAAGGGAAUGAGAGACUUCAGCAAGAUGGGUGCUACAGUCUUAGGGAAUACAGUGAGUAACCUGAUCAUGAUUAUACCUCCAGUGUUCGGUGCAAUUCAGAGUAUUAGAGACGGUCUGGAAAAACGGUACAUUGCUUCUUAUUUAGCACUCACAGUGGUAGGAAUGGGAUCCUGGUGCUUCCACAUGACUCUGAAAUAUGAAAUGCAGCUACUGGAUGAACUCCCAAUGAUAUACAGCUGUUGCAUAUUUGUGUACUGCAUGUUUGAAUGUUUCAAGAUCAAGAACUCAGUAAACUACCAUCUGCUUUUUACCUUAGUUCUAUUCAGUUUAAUAGUAACCACAGUUUACCUUAAGGUAAAAGAGCCGAUAUUCCAUCAGGUCAUGUAUGGAAUGUUGGUCUUUACAUUAGUACUUCGAUCUAUUUAUAUUGUUACAUGGGUUUAUCCAUGGCUUAGAGGACUGGGUUAUACAUCAUUGGGUAUAUUUUUAUUGGGAUUUUUAUUUUGGAAUAUAGAUAACAUAUUUUGUGAUUCACUGAGGAACUUUCGAAAGAAGGUACCACCUAUCAUAGGUAUUACCACACAAUUUCAUGCAUGGUGGCAUAUUUUAACUGGCCUUGGUUCCUAUCUUCACAUCCUUUUCAGUUUGUAUACAAGAACACUUUACCUGAGAUAUAGGCCAAAAGUGAAGUUUAUCUUUGGAAUCUGGCCAGUGAUCCUGUUUGAGCCUCUCAGGAAGCAUUGAUGAAUCAUUCCACCAAGAAAACAAGCACCUACCAUAGACCUGGCAGAAUAAAUAAGGAAAUCCUUAAAGAUCUACAAGUUCAAAUAUGUCAUGACCAUCAUAGCAGAGGAGUGACUUUCUGACUAAUGCUGCCACCCACUCCACAAACAGAAUAAGAAGUGAGGCCUGCUGGGUGUUUAGCUCAUGGCAUUAUCUCAUUUGUCCCCUCCUCCUUUCAUGCUCCAGUUUAUAAAGAAACAGAGAUGAUGUGUGUGUAUGCUUCAAAUGCAGAAACAAUUGGGCUUUUCUUUAACAGGUUAACAGUUUGUGCUGGUUAUAAGAAAUUAAUCUUUUUUUUUCUUUUUGCCAAGGGUUGCAUGUGAAUUAUACUUUUCUUAAUAUUUGAUUAAAUAAUUUAAACAGUCAGCUAAGGGCCAACAAAACCCCAUAUCCAGAUAGUUAGCUGUGAGCCAGCACUCAGCUUUGUCAUAUUUGAUUAAUAUUGUAUUAAUCUCAUGGAUGGUUCUCAAAGGUAAGAAAAAAAGAGAGAGAGAGAAGAGAGAGUGAGCUAGCUGUGGGAUUCUGUGUAGUUCUUCACUGUCUGUUCCAGGGCUAGUCAGAGGAUCAUAAGCAAGCUCAGACCUGCCCCCGGUUCAAUACUUAACCACAUCCCAGGAUUUAUGGUGUCUGCCUAUGGCCACAGCCAACCAGAAUGAGUGGGUCAUCUUAUAACCUUUCUGAAGCUCCAUGAGGACAUGUAUAGAAUGUUGUGCCUUCAGCCAGCUCUGCUCUGAUCUUUGCAGAUCUUUAAGUUGUCACCGUUUCUAUGGCUAGACAAAUAGGACUGGUGGUCUAGACUACCCAUAGUUCAUCCUCCUCACAUAACUUAGUUGAAGUUGUCAGGGAAUGUCAUUACACUCCGAUUUUUUAAAUUAUGCAGUAUUUUCUAGUUCUCAAAGAGAGGUCAUGGUUGUGCCCAGGGAAGUGUGUUGUGUUAACUAAAGCUAAAAUGAUCAGAAUCCUAUUUACAUAAAGCAUAUUAAAAUAUCUGCUCCUUAAUUGUCUGAAGGAAAUAGAUGUAAGUUUCUGUUACUUGAAACCUACAGAACCCACAAAAAUUAGGGUGAUAAGAAAUGACAGUAGCCGGGCGCGGUGGCUCACGCCUGUAAUCCCAGCACUUUGGGAGGCCGAGGCGGGCGGAUCACAAGGUCAGGAGAUCGAGACCACGGUGAAACCCCGUCUCUACUAAAAAUACAAAAAAUUAGCCGGGCGCGGUUGUGGGUGCCUGUAGUCCCAGCUACUCGGGAGGCUGAGGCAGGAGAAUGGCGUGAACCCGGGAGGCGGAGCUUGCAGUGAGCCGAGAUCGCGCCACUGCACUCCAGCCUGGGCGACAGAGCGAGACUCCGUCUCAAAAAAAAAAAAAAAAGAAAGAAAUGACAGUGAAAUCUCAUCGUAAGGCAGCUAGUUCUAAUUUGCAUUUGAAUAUAUAACAAAUUGCAUCACUUUUCACAAACAUAACACCUGCCUGCAGUAAAAAUCUGAUUUGACCCCUCUGCUCAUGUAUCAUCAUAUCUGUAGCUCUGCAUCAUUUAGCAUUUUUAUGACUUUUUUUGCUUUUUAUAAAUUAUUGUAAAAUCCAGAUUGUUUUUACCACAUGAUGACAUGACUCAAGAUUAAAUCCUAAGCUAGUUUCAAAAGGAAAAUCUUUUCUUCUUAUGCAAAGAUGGUAAAACACUUUUUGUCAUUUUUUCCAGUAUUCAGUAAGUAGCCUUUGUACAAAUUUAAAACCAAAAACUAUUCUGUUGUUUUUCUUCACCUACUAGCCUUAGUUUUUAACCAAGUAUCCAAAGAUGGUCAAGUUGACAUCCUUCCCUUAGCAUGCCCAACAAACCAUUAGACCAUUAGACUGAUUCUUCCACCUGCUUUUAUGAUCUCCAGGAAGAAAAACACUUGCCAAAACAUGAAGAGAACUUUUGUUCUGCCUUAAGGGGGUAUAAAACUAAACCAUUUGAAGGCACAGCCCAUAAGACUGUACUUGAUUUUGCCCCGAGAUUCUGACUUCUGGCUACAUUUCACCUGCAGUUACCUGGGCUAUCAGCCAUCAUACAUUUUUAAAUUCAUUUGUUUUCCACCAUUAUAUUUUUAUACUUUUCAGUUAGAUAUACUUCUGCGUAAAGAAUAUAUAUACAGUGUAGGAUAAAGGCAUGUCCUACAUGGCAAUGCUGUUAAACAUGGUAAGACUGAGGUUCUGCAGAAUUAAAGUCAGAUUAAGGGUACAGAGAGCACACCUUGAUACUGAGGCCAUUUAGAGCAAUUUGUUUAAUGAGUGGUUUAGCCAUCACCACCAGUGGCCACCUGUUCAAUAAAAUUGCCCAGCACCAUAGUGGAGAGUCAUCUACACCCCGAGGUGACCUGUAAGACUGGCCAAUUCAUUGAAGACCCUUGUUUCUAUUGGGAGAAUGGAAAGCAGAAAGGGAAGCCAGGCUCUUUAAUGUUCCAAAUCAGCUGUGCCUCACACAAGGCUCUCUUUUCAACAACUAAGUAACACACUCAAGACUUCGUGUCUGUGCAGCAUUUUAUGGAAAUCACUGGUGACUUAUAGGAUAUUACUAAAUUAUCUUUAUUUCAAUAGCUUUAUUUUUUCCUAUUUGGAUUCUAGGUAUACAUUACAGGGUUGGAUUCCUCACUACCCCCUCCCACUGUCAUUUGUUUUAUUGGAAAACUUCAUGUUAACUAGAGUGUACAAAAAGUCUGUUUCCUGCUGAGCCAAUAAUGAUUUGUUUGCAUAUCACCUAAUGUGAACAGUGCUCAUCUGUGAACCCUACAGCAAAUUAUAUUUUAGAAAAUACUUUGUGAGGCUGGGCAUGGUGGCUCAUGCCUGUAAUCCCAGCACUGUGGGAGGCCAAGGCUGGCAGAUCACUUGAGGUCAGGAGUUCGAGACCACCCUGGCCAACAUGGUGAAACCCCGUCUCUACUAAAAAUACAAAAAUUAGCCGGGCGUAGUGGCGCACGCCUGUGGUCCCAGCUACUCGGGAGGCUGAGGCAGGAGAAUUCCUUGAACCCAGGAGGCAGAGGGUACAGUAAGCUGAGAUCACACCACUGCACUCCAGUCUGGGUGACAGAGCGAGACUCCGUCUCAAAAAAAAAAAAAAAAAAAAGAAAAGAGAAAAGAAAAUACUUUAUGAGGAUGUAAAAGAAGCAAUUUGCUUCCACAUCCGAAUAUCCUUCUUGUGCCUCCAUUUUCACUCUGAAAAACUGAAAGCAAUUUGACUUUGAUUUUUGUUUUUUUAAAGAACAGCUAGGUGAAAGGAGGUUAAGCUGAUUGGUCACUCUGCCUGCCCACUAUCUACUCCCCACCGUGGUGUUUCAUGAAACAUCCCCACCACCUGAAGUGAUCUUUUUAAUCCUUGUGAUAGGAAAUGCAUUGAUAAUUAACAGGAAAAAAUAUUUGUUUUUAAAUAAUCUACAAAUGAGAACCCAAAUAGUAGUAUUUAGUUUGACAGAAGUAAAUCAUACGGUUUAAAUAUAAUGCAAAAUUUCAGGACAGUUAAUUUGGGCUUCCCUUACUCUAAGAAGGUUUUUCUUAUAAUAAGGAUAAGAUGUGUGGUUUAAAGAAAAUUAAGAGACAAAAACUUCAGGCACAUAAUGCAUGAAAAUCUUUAAAUGCCUGCAAAAAUUAAGUUCUGUUAUAAUACCAGCCAGUUCUGAAUUAGCCAAUGCCCUAAAAGCAUCUAACAAUUUAAAGUUAUCUUAUGAGUCCUAUGAAAACAAUUAUUUGUUGCUAAAUUUGAGUUUUGGCUACGAACUCCAUGUUUACGUGAUAAGAAAUUGCUUUGGCCCUGUGGUUUAUGCUGUGCUGCUGGAUAAGUAUUUAUGUAAAACUGACAUUUCAAAGAGAACCUAUAUAUAAUUGGAAUUUC
Macaca mulatta (Rhesus monkey) is the source of this 4842-nucleotide messenger RNA. RefSeq names its product alkaline ceramidase 3 (gene ACER3). Lineage: Eukaryota; Metazoa; Chordata; Mammalia; Primates; Cercopithecidae. Gene Ontology annotation, cellular component: endoplasmic reticulum membrane. Gene Ontology annotation, biological process: ceramide metabolic process; phytosphingosine biosynthetic process. Gene Ontology annotation, molecular function: N-acylsphingosine amidohydrolase activity. The record is from RefSeq and is a predicted model, not a curated record.